Porites evermanni is the source of this 3863-nucleotide messenger RNA. The record is from the annotation of a GenBank genome assembly. NCBI's taxonomy places the organism in Eukaryota, Metazoa, Cnidaria, Anthozoa, Scleractinia, Poritidae.
AAAAUAUUGAAAUCGGCCAAAAUCUUGAAUUCAGGAUUUUGGAAAGCUAAAAUCUUGAAAUCGGCCAAAGUCUUGAAUGCAGGAUUUUGGAAAGCUAAAAUCUUGAAAUCGGCCAAAAUCUUGAAUGCAGGAUUUUCGAAAGCUAAAAUCUUAAAGUCGUCCCGAAUCUUGAAUUCAGAAUUUUGGAAAGCUUAAAUCUUGAUAUCGGUCCAAAUCUUGAAAUCGGGCAAAACCUUGAAUUCACGAUUUUGGAAAACUAAAAUCUUGAAAUAGGCCAAAAUCUUGAAUUUAGCAUUUUCGAAAGCAAACAUCUUGAAGUCAGCCUAAAUCUUAAAUGGUGGAUUUUGGAAAGGUAAAAUCUUGAAAUCGGCCAAAAUCUUGAAUUCAGGUUUUUGGAAAGCUAAAUUCUUGAAAUCGGCCAAAAUCUUCAAUUCAGGAUUCUGGAAAGCUAAAAUCUUGAAAUCGGCCAAAAUCUUGAAUUGAGAAUUUUGGAAAUAUAAAAUCUUGAAAUCGGGCAAAAUCUUGAAUUCAGGAUUUUGGAAAGCUAAAAUCUUAUUAUUGGCCAAAAUCUUAAGUUCAGGAUUUUAGAAAGCUAAAAUCGUGAAAUCGGCUACAAUCUUGAAUUCAGGAUUUUGAAAAGCUAAAAUCUUGAAAUUUUCAAAAUCUUGAAUUCAGGAUUUUGGAAAGCUAAAAUCUUAUAGUCCGAAAAAUCUUGAAUUCAGGAUUUUGGAAGCCUAAAAUCUUGAAAUCGGCCAGAAUCGUGAACUUAGGAUUGUGGAAAGUUAAAAUCUUGAAAUAGGUCAAGAUCUUAAAUUGAGGAUUUUAAAAAACUAAAAUCUUGAAAUCGGCCAAAAUCUUGAAUUCAGGGUUUUAGAAAGCUAAAAUCUAGAAAGCAGCCAGAAUCGUGAAUUCAAAAUUUUGAAAAGCCAAAAGCUUGAAAUCGUUCGAAAUAUUCUAUUCAUGAUUUUGGAAAGCUAAGAUCUUGAAAUCGGUCAAGAUCUUGAAUUAAGGAUUUUAAAAAACUAAAAUCUUGAAAUCGGCGAAAAUCUUGAAAUCAGGAUUUUGGAAAGCUAAAAUCUUGAAACCGGCCAAAAUCUUGAGUUCAGGAUUUUGGAAAGCUAAAAUCUUGGACUCGUCCGAAAUCUUGUAUUCAGGAUUUUGGAAAGCUAAGAUCUUGAAAUCGGCAAGAAUCUUGAAUUCAGAAUUUUCGAAAGCUAAAAUCUUGAAAUAAGACAAAAUCUUGAAAACGGCCAAAAUCUUGAAUUCAGGAUUUUGGAAAGCUAAAAUCUUGAAAUCGGCUUAAAUCUUGAAUUCAGAAUUUUGGCAGGCUAAAAUCUUGAAAUCGGACACAAUCUUGAAUUCAGGAAAUUGCAAAGUAAACUCUUGAUAUCGGCCAAAAUCUUGAAAAAGUCUUGAAUUCCGGAUUUUAAAAAGGUAAGAUCUUGAAAUCGGCCAAAAUCUUUAAUUCAGAAUUUUGGAAAGCUAAGAUCUUGAAAUCGGCCAAAAUCUUGAAGGUUGGAUUUUGGAAAGCCAAAAUCUUGAAAUCGGCCAAAAUCUUCAAUUCAGUAUUUUUUUAAAGCUAAAAUCUUGAGAUCAGCCAAAAUCUUGAAUUCAUGAUUUUGAAAAUCUAAAAUCUUGAAAUCGGCCAAAAUCUUAAAUUCAGGAUUUUGGAAAGCUAAAAUCUUGAAAUCGGUAACAAUCUUGAAUUCAGGAUUUUGAAAAGCUGAAAUUUUGAAAUCUUCAAAAUCUUGAAUUCAGGAUUUUGGAAAGUUAACUCUUAAAAUCGGCCUUAAUCUUGAAUUUAGGAUUUUACAAAGCUGAAAUCUUGAAAUCGGCCAAAACCUUGAAAACCGGAUUUUCGAAAGCUAAAAUCUUGCAAUCGGCCAAAAUCUUGAAUUCAGUAUUCUGCAAAGCUAAAAUCUUCAAAUCGACCGAAAUCUUGAAUUCAGUAUUUUCGAAAGCUAAAAUCUUCAAAUGGACCAAAAUCUUGAAUUCAGUAUUUGAAAGCAAAAAACUUGAAAUCGACCAAAAUAUUGAAUUCAGUAUUUGAAAGCUAAAAUCUUGAAAUCGGCCAAAAUCUUGAAUUCAGGAUUUUGGAAAGCAAAAAUCUUGAAAUCGGCCAAAAUCUUAAAUUCAGGAUUUUGGAAAGCUAAAAUCUUGAAAUCGCCCAAAAUCUGAAAUACAGGAUGUCUUAAAACUAAAAUGUUGAAAUCGGCCAAAAUUUUGAAUUCAAGUGUUUGGAAAGCUUAAAUCUUGAUAUCGGUCAAAAUCUGGAAUUCUGGAUUUUGGAAAACUAUAAUCUUGAAAUCGGCGAUAAUGUAGAAUUCUGGAUUUAAGAAAGCUAAAAUCUUUAGAUGGGCCAAAGUCUUGAAUUCUGGAUUUUGGAAAGCUAAAAUCUUAAAAUAUAAAAAAAUCUUGAAUUCUGGAUUUUGGAAAGCUAAAAUCAUCAAAUCGCCCAAAAUCUAGAAUUCUGGAUUUAGGAAAGCUAAAAUCUUUAGAUGGGCCAAAGUCUCUAAUUCUGGAUUUUGGAAAGCUAAAAUCUUAAAAUCCACCAAACUCUUGAAUUCAGUAUUUGAAAGCUAAGAUCUUGAAAUUGGCCAAAAUCUUGAAUUCAGGAUUUUGGAAAGCUUAAAUCUUGAUAUCGGUGAAAAUCUUGAAAUUGGCUAAAAUCUUAAAUUCACAAAUUUUGGAAAAGCAAAGUCUUCAAAUCGGCAAAAAUCUUGAAUUAAGGAUUUUGGAAAGGUAAAAACUUGAAAUCGGCCGAAAUCUUGAAUUAAGGAUUUUGGAAAUAUUAACUCUUGAUAUCGGGAAAAAUCUUGAACUCAGGAUUUUGGAAAGCCAAAAUCUUAAAAUUGGCCAAAAUCUUGAAAUCGGCCAAAAUCUUGAAUUCAGGAAUUUGGAAAGCUAAAAUCUUGAAAUCAGCCAAAAUCUUUAAUUCAGGAUUCCGCAAAGCUAAAAUCUUGAAAUAGGCCAAAAUCUUGAAUUUGGUAUUUUUGAAAGCAAAAAUCUUGAAAUCAGCCAAAAUUUUGAAUUCAGGAUUUUGGAACGUUAACUCUUAAAAUCGGCCUAAAUCUUGAAUUUAUCAUUUUAGAAAGCUGAAAUCUUGAAAUAGGCCAAAACCUUGAAUUCAGGAUUUUCGAAAGUAAACUCUUGAUAUCGGCCAAAAUUUUGAAAAGUCUUGAAUUAAGGAUUUUAAAAGCUAAAAUCUUGAAAUCGGCCAAAAUCUUUAAUUCAGUAUUCUGCAAAGCUAAAAUCUUGAAAUCUGCCAAAAUCUUGAAUUCAGGAUUUUGGAAAGCUAAGAUCUUGAAAUCGGCCAAAAUCUUGAAGUUUGGAUUUUGAAAAGUCAAAAUCUUGAAAUGGGCCAAAAUCUUCAAUUCAGUACUUUUUAAAGCUAAAAUCUUGAAAUCGGCCAAAAUCUUGAAUUCAGGAUUCUGCAAAGCUAAAAUCUUCAAAUCGACCGCAAUCUUGAAUUCAGGAUUUUCGAAAGCUAAAAUCUUGAAAUGGACCGAAAUCUUGAAUUCAGUAUUUUCGAGAGCUAAAAUCUUAAAACGACCAAAACCUUGAAUUCAGUAUUUGAAAGCUAAAAUCUUGAAAUCGGCCAAAAUCUUGAAUUCAGGAUUUGGAAAGCUGAAAUCUUAAAAUCGGAAAAAAUCUUGAAUUCAGGAUUCUCGAAAGCUAAGAUCUUGAAAUCGGCCAAAAUCUUGAAUUCAGGAUUUUGGAAAGCAAAAAUCUUUAAAUCGGUCAAAAUCUUAAAUUCAGGAUUUUGGAAAGCUAAAAUCUUUAAAUCGGUCAAAAUCUUAAAUUCAGGAUUUUUGAAAGCUAAAAUCUCGAAAUCGGCCAAAAUCUUGAAUUCAGCAUUUUAG